Messenger RNA from Temnothorax curvispinosus, 1278 nucleotides. RefSeq names its product odorant receptor 49a-like. The transcript has 9 exons. The record is from RefSeq and is a predicted model, not a curated record. Gene Ontology annotation, cellular component: plasma membrane. The coding region runs from base 74 to 1213 and encodes 379 amino acids. Gene Ontology annotation, molecular function: odorant binding; olfactory receptor activity. Gene Ontology annotation, biological process: detection of chemical stimulus involved in sensory perception of smell; sensory perception of smell. Lineage: Eukaryota; Metazoa; Arthropoda; Insecta; Hymenoptera; Formicidae.
CGUAGAAAGAUAUUAUGCCGUUAACAAAUUAUUUUUGUUGCAAAUCGGUGGUUGGCCGUAUCAGCGUAAAAUAAUGAAAAUAUUGAUACCCUGUCUUAUGACAAUAGUGCUUUAUUCUGCCAUUGUAACUCAGGUACUUUUAAUAUACGACACUUGGGGUGAUCUAGAUAUUGCCGUUGAAUGUACAAUUACCAUUAUUGUUGUUUUGGUUUCUAACAUAAAGUUAAUUAAUAUUGUUAUAAACAAUGACAAAUUUCGACGACUAUUGCAACUUAUGAAUAAACAUUGGGAGCUUUUUAAUAGCGAAUUCGAACGUCAUAUCUUGAGAUAUAAUGCUGGUAUCGGCCAAAAAGUAGCUAACUAUUUUGCAGUAUACCUUAACGCAACCUUGAUAUUUCAUUUACUAACUCCAUUCAUGCCAAAAAUAUUGGAUAUUGUAAUUCCGCUGAAUGAGUCACGGCCAUUGGCAUAUGUAUAUCGGGCUGAACAUAGAGUGGAUAAAGAGAAAUAUUACUAUCCAAUCGUAUUCCAUUCUUAUAUGACGUGUAUCAUUGUAGUAGUAAUUAUAUUUACCGUUGAUACUACAUAUCUAAAGUGUGUAUUGCAUGCUUGCAGUCUAUUUACAGCUAUCAGCCAACGUCUUGAAAAUAUUACUGGCGAGGCAGACACUAUAUUAGAUGAUUACGAAAAAAUACAUUCAGGGAUGCAUUAUCAUUUAGAAAUGUUCAUGGAGAAAAACAGUUCUGCCGGAAAUGAUUAUAGUGAAUUGAUGACGUGCUUAAAAAAACAUCAACUUGCAUUAGAACACGCUCAAACGUUGGAUUCCAUGUUCACUCAAGCGACAUUAAUUCUUCUAUCUCUGAAUAUGGUGGUAUUGAGUGUGAUCGGAAUACAGUUUGUCAAUAACCUGACGCAGGGAGAAAUAAUAAAAUACGUUUUUGUAACUUACGGUGUAUUUAUUCAUCUUAUAUACAUGUGUAUUCCCGGACAAUUGCUGAUAGACCGGAGCAGAGAAGUUUUCGACAAAGCGUACAGUUCAGCAUGGUAUACAUUUUCCAUAAAAAGUAGAAAAUUAUUAAGAGUACUUCUUUACAGAAGUCUCGCUCCGUGUACACUCACAGCUGGAAAGAUGUUCGUUAUGUCCAUGACUACGUGCAGUUCGGUGAUGCGAACUGCCAUGUCAUAUUUCACGGCUUUUUUAUCCAUAAGAUAAGGAUAUGCGACUGCAAAUAUAUUAUGUAUAUCUUCGCACAAUUAUAUUAUCUAGGAAAGUCAUUA